AUGAUGAAGACUGCAGUAAUGUUCAUAUUAGUAGUCGUGAUCAGUUUGACGUAUUCAAGCGAGGAGCAGGAGGUAGCGCGCACGUACUGCGGCCGACACUUGGCGAAUAUACUCGCUUACGUGUGCUUCGGAGUGGAGAAACGCGGCGGUGCGCAGUACGCGCCUUACUGGCAGGAGACAUACUUGCGAUCUCGCAAGGGACCCGGCGUAGUGGACGAAUGUUGUUUCCGCCCUUGCAAACUAGAGGUUCUCAAAUCGUACUGCGGUGUGUAA
Molecule: messenger RNA, 273 nt
Organism: Bombyx mandarina (wild silkworm)
Lineage: Eukaryota; Metazoa; Arthropoda; Insecta; Lepidoptera; Bombycidae
Product: bombyxin B-5
Biological process (GO): cell population proliferation; negative regulation of apoptotic process; positive regulation of cell population proliferation
Cellular component (GO): extracellular region
Molecular function (GO): hormone activity; insulin-like growth factor receptor binding; growth factor activity
Source: RefSeq, a predicted model, not a curated record